CGAUCCCACACUUAAGAUAACACACAGAACUACUUCUAAAUGCGUUUGUUCAUUGGUUUUUCAGAAAUGACUGUUAUACAGAAGAAGGAGCCAGGUCACAUAUUCUUUUUCCAACACAAAGAAACUGGUUUUGAUACAAGAUGUCUCACUCAGGAGAUGCAGCAAAUAACAUUAAAGAUAUGGCUAUUGAUUUCAUAGCAGGAUCCUUAGGAGGAAUUGGCUCAGUUUAUGUUGGUCAACCUUUGGAUACUGUAAAAGUGAAAAUGCAGACAUUUCCAGCAUUGUAUCAGGGAAUGGUGGAUUGUUUUCGACAAACUCUAAUGAAGGAAGGAGUUGCAAGAGGUCUGUAUGCUGGGACAGUGCCAGCUAUAGCAGCAAAUGUUGCUGAGAACUCUGUUCUCUUUGCUUGUUAUGGAUUAUGCCAAAAAGCUAUAGCAAAAGCUGUGGGAGUCCAGAAUACUGGUGAUCUGAGCACUCUUGCAAAUGCUUCUGCAGGUUUCUUUGCUGCCUUCUUUUCAUCCCUUGUUUUGUGCCCUACAGAGCUGGUUAAAUGCCAACUACAAGCCAUGCGGGAGGUUCAGAUGCAAUCACUGAAACAAGGGGAUACAGUGAGUAAAAUUGGACCAUUCCGCUUAACGAAGAAUAUCUUACAAAAAGAUGGGAUCAGUGGUUUGUUCAGAGGAUUAACAUCAACAAUUGCCCGUGAAAUGCCUGGGUAUUUUUUCUUUUUUGGAGGAUAUGAGGCAUCUAGAACAUUCCUUACUCCACAAGGGCAAACAAAAGAUGAUAUAGGACCCCUCAAGACAAUGGCCUCAGGUGCAAUUGGUGGAGUCGUAUUCUGGAUGGUCACAUUUCCUGCUGAUGUGAUAAAAUCACGUAUUCAGGUAGCAGGUUCAAAGGAGACAAUGACUUCAGUUCUGAUGCGUAUCAUUCGGAAAGAAGGUCCAUAUGCACUCUACAAUGGCCUUCGACCAACUGUUGUCCGUACAAUUCCUGCCACUGCAACAUUGUUCCUUGUGUAUGAGAAUAGUAAGAAACUCAUGCACCAUUUUACUGACUGAAGUAUUUAAAUAGAAAUGAUCAUGCUGCACUAGAAUGCAUAAAUUGUGCAAAAGUACUGUAAUGUGGGUAAUAGUAAUAUAUUAGCCAACACAAAGAGCAUGUAAAUCCACAAACUCACCUAGGACAGUUAACUCUUGAAUAAUAUGAGGGGCAUCAUUUUGUUACUUUUUGUGAAAAUAUAAAUAACUAUAUUUUAAAGACAACAUUUUUCAUAAGGAAAUGUGAUGAGCAUUGGAAUCAUUCACCCAGUAUGGCAGAGCUAUGUGGAUGUACGGUAUGCACUCAUAAUGCCUGUGUAGAAUUCUUUUGUAUAAUUUCCAUAAACUUACAAUGUAAGUUUGUUUGUAUUUAAGACAGAUGGCUGGCUAUGGAUCAUUUGUCAAAAAGUGUGAAAUCAAGGUUAAGUUUAUAAUAAAACAAAUUACAAAUA
Schistocerca americana (American grasshopper) is the source of this 1492-nucleotide messenger RNA. RefSeq names its product mitochondrial ornithine transporter 1-like. Gene Ontology annotation, biological process: mitochondrial L-ornithine transmembrane transport. Bases 141 to 1061 code for a protein of 306 amino acids. Gene Ontology annotation, molecular function: L-ornithine transmembrane transporter activity. The transcript is spliced from 7 exons. Lineage: Eukaryota; Metazoa; Arthropoda; Insecta; Orthoptera; Acrididae. The record is from RefSeq and is a predicted model, not a curated record.